Messenger RNA from Acanthosepion pharaonis, 750 nucleotides. NCBI's taxonomy places the organism in Eukaryota, Metazoa, Mollusca, Cephalopoda, Sepiida, Sepiidae. The record is from the annotation of a GenBank genome assembly.
AUGCCCAUAUUUAUCUACCUAUCUCAGUGUUUUCAUAUCCGUCUCUCUCUCACAUUCUUUAUAUCUAUCUAUCACAGUCUGUUCCUUUUCUAUCUAUCUAUCUAUCUCAGUCUGUUAUCUAUCUAUCUCCCUCUGUUCCUUAUCUAUCUAUCUAUUUAUCUCAUUCUUAUGUUCCUUUAUGUAUGUAUCUAUCUAUCUAGCUAUCUAUCUAAGUCUGUUCAUUUUCUUUCUAUCUCGAUGUAUUUAUCUUUCUCAAGACGUGUAUGUAUAAAUACUGUCAUAUCUAUCUAUCUAUCUAUCUAUCUAUCUAUCUCAGUCUGUUUACAUCUGUUUAUAUGUCCAUUUCAGUUUGCUCAUAUUUGGAUUAGUCAUAUCUAUCUAUGUAUCUAUGUUUAUUAUCGCAGAUUAACUCUCCCGGCUCUGAUUAGAGUUCUAAAGUAUACAAUAACCUUUCUUUCUUCCUUUCUUCCUGUCCCUUCUCUCCCCCCGCCCUCUCUGUCUCUAUCUCUUUGUCUCUAUCUCUUUGUCUCUAUCUCUCUGUUUCUAUCUCUCUAUAUAUCUAUCUAUCUAUCAAUUUAUCUAUCUGCGUUGAACCUAGUAUCUUUUUCUUUGACCACCAGAAUUUGCUCUGGGGUGCCUUUAUUCACCAUUUGUCGAAAACGUUCUCUUUCACGGAAUUGGUAUCUUGAGGAAUUUGUUGGUGAUUGCUUUUCCUUCCUGAUGCCUCAGAUUGAUGACAAGUUUGAUUGA